Molecule: messenger RNA, 315 nt
Organism: Entrophospora sp. SA101
Lineage: Eukaryota; Fungi; Glomeromycota; Glomeromycetes; Entrophosporales; Entrophosporaceae
Source: the annotation of a GenBank genome assembly
AUGGGAAUUCAAUUAAAGAUAGAAAAUAUUACCCUUACAUCUUGGGAUGGCUGCAAUCAAGAAUCUCUCAUUAAAUAUUGUGACAAUUUACAGAUAAAAAUGGAAGAAGUGAAAUUGCUCAAAUCUACAAUAAGGCCAUUAAAGAAGGAGUUGGAAUUGGCCCAAGAAAACUCAUCUCUGAAAGUAUCCAAAACCAAGACUCCCAAGACCAGGUUAUCUGAAGUGGAGCAUCUACUGAGAACCUCAAGACCAAAUUAUCUAAAUUGGAGUGGAGCUGGUAUCAAAAGAAUUGAUAAUACAAUCUCUAGAAACUAA